Molecule: messenger RNA, 3636 nt
Organism: Chroicocephalus ridibundus (black-headed gull)
Lineage: Eukaryota; Metazoa; Chordata; Aves; Charadriiformes; Laridae
Product: phosphofurin acidic cluster sorting protein 1-like
Exons: 25
Coding region: 113-2881 (922 amino acids)
Biological process (GO): protein localization to plasma membrane
Molecular function (GO): transmembrane transporter binding
Source: RefSeq, a predicted model, not a curated record
GGGCCCGCCCCGCCGCGCGAGCGAGCGGCCGCGCGCCGAGGCGGAGGCCGGCGCUGAGGCGAGGGGCUCGGGCCGCCCCCCCCCCUCCAUCGCCAGUGUCGGCGGCGGCGGGAUGGCGGCGGCGGCGGCGGCGGCCGGCGCGUUGGGCUCGGGCCCCGCCGCGGGGCCCCCGGUGGUGGCCGGCGGAGCGUCGUCGGCGUCGUCGUCGGCGAUGGCGGUGGCCGGUCCCGGGCCGGUCCCGGUGCCCAUGAACCUUUUUGCGACGUGGGAGAUCGACCGUUCGGCGCCGAGCUGCGUGCCCAGGCUCUGCAGUCUGCGCCUGAAGAAACUCACGGUCCUGAAAGAGCUGGACAAAGAGCUGAGCUCUGUGCUUAUCGCUGUGAAGAUUCAGGGUUCAAAGCGAGUCCUGAGAUCAAAUGAAUACGUCCUCCCGCCUGGUGGCCUGAUGGAGACCGAGCUGGAGCUGACCUUCUCACUGCAGUACCCACACUUCCUCAAGAGAGAUGGCAACAAACUACAGAUCAUGCUGCAGCGGAGGAAGAGAUACAAGAACCGCACGAUCCUGGGCUACAAGACCCUUGCAGUGGGCAUCAUUAACAUGGCUGAGGUAAUGCAGCACCCGACGGAUGGAGGACAGCUUCUAGGCCUCCACAGCAACAUGAAGGACGUGAACAUCCGAGUGGCUGAAAUCAGCAUCUACUCUUUGUCCAGUCAGCCCAUUGACCAUGAGGAUGGGAGUGUCCCCUCAGGUCCUAAAAUAAAAGCUUCAGAUCGCUCCCCAGACAUUGAUAACUACUCUGAAGAAGAAGAUGACAGCUUCUCCUCAGAGCAGGAAGCCAGUGAUGAUGCUGUGCAGGGUCAGGAUCUGUUUGAUGAAGAGGAUGACUUGAGGAAAACCAAGAAGGCUAGGAGGAAAAUGAUCCGAACCACAUCAAUGACCAGACAACCAAACUUCAAGCAGAAAUUUGUGGCUUUGCUGAAGAGGUUUAAAGUGACGGAGGAGGUCCUGGACUCUGACCCUGUAGACCAGACCCAGGAGGUGGAGGAAGACCUGGGCUUGCUCUAUGACAGCCUGGAAGAAUGCAACAACAGUGACAGCGGCCCAGAGAUUGAGGACAAUGAGAGUGUGCACAGCACACCCAAGCCCACCCUGAGGCGUUUCUUUGAGGGAGUCUCUCAUUCUGGUUCCCAGACUGAGAUCGGCAGUCUGCACAGCCAGAAAGGGCAGGAUCAAGAGUCGGGCAGCCCUGGCGAGGCAGACAAGCGGAAACCAGGAGCGCUGCGACCACAGGAAGAGCCAGGAGUGGAGGUCCCUGCAGUGGAGCUGGCCGCAGAGGAGCCAUGUUCACGGCUGGCCCCCGCAGAGGCUGCUACGAGGGAGGGUAGUGUGGACAGACUGGCCCAGCUGGGUCCCGGGACCAAAGCCGAGCUCCCCAGUGCCGUGUCCCCCAGCAAGGCAGAGAGCAAGCAGUUGUGGCGUCCCCGCAGCACCUCUGUGAAGGAUCGGCAGAGCUCAAAGGGACAGGGUGGUCGCGCCAGCAGUCUGGACAGUGAGAGCUCUCCAGACUCAUGGCACAGCACCCAGGUGCCCCGAAAGUCUGUUUACGAUCAGCUGAACCAGAUCCUGGUCUCAGACGAGCAGCUCCCUGAGAGCAUUGUGCUGGUGAAUGUCGCUGAGUGGCAGGGGCAGUACGUGAGUGAGCAGCUCCAGGCGCACAAGCAGUUGGUCGUAUCCACCUGCUCCGUGGCGGACAUCCAGGCAGCCUUCAACACCACUGUCUCCCGCAUCCAGCGAUACUGUAACUGUAACUCCCACAUGCCUCCCCCAGUGAAGGUGGUGGUGGCGGGGGACCAGAGCUACCUGAGCGUUGUCCUCCGCUUCUUUGUGGAGCAGCUGGCCAGCAAGACACCCGACUGGCUCAACUACCUUCGCUUCCUGCUUGUGCCACUGGGCUCUCACCCUCUUGCCAAGUACCUGGCCUCGGUGGAUAACAAAUACAGCACUCUCUUCCUGGACACGGCGUGGCGGGAGCUGUUCAGCAGGGCUGAGCCACCCAUCGCAGACACUGUGGACAUUGCAGGCCGCGUCGCCCAGUUCAUCGCUGGAGCCAGCCUCUCUCACCAGCUCCCUAUCUCUGAGGCCAUGCUGACGUACAAGCAGAAGAGGAAGAGAAGUCUCUAUUUUGAUUUUUAUAUCAGCCCCGAUGAGGACUCCUGCCAGAAGUUUGUACCCUUUGUGGGGGUGGUGAAGGUGGGCCUGGUGGAGCAGUCCUUCAGUGCCUCCGUGGACUCGGAUGAUGCCACAGUCUGCACCCCGUCCCUGCUGAGCUCAGUGCCAGCCACCGGUGGAGCGUCCCCCUACGGCAAAGAGACUGUGAGCACCCCGCCGCCCUCCCCGUCAGUCAGCAGUGGCCUCUCGGGUGCUGGGUCUCUGAGCCCUGGUGUGGAGGUGAUGGGCCUGCAGGUGGACUACUGGACAACACAAGGGCUGGACAGGAAGAAGGAGGGCGAGAAGCGGGAGACGGGUAUCAAGAACACACUGAAGAGCAACUUCCGCUCACUCCAGGUCAGCCGCAUCCCUGGCACAGGGGAGCUGGUGCCCCCUAGCACCAUGGCCAUGACCGUGGUCACCAAGGAGAAAAACAAGAAAGUGAUGUUUCUGAGCAAGAAACCAAAAGAGAAGGACCUGGAGCCCAAAAGCCAAGUCAUCGAAGGGAUCACACGCCUCAUCUGCACAGCCAAGCACCAGAACACCAUGUUGCGAGUCUCCAUAGAUGGGGUGGAGUGGAACGAUGUGAAGUUUUUCCAGCUGGCAGCACAGUGGCCAACGCACGUCAAGUACCUCCCUGUGGGCAUUUUUGGCUAUUCAAAGAGUGUGUGAGACGCGGGGGCAGCCCUGGGAUGGAGCUGCGGAGGGGGUCGCAGGAAGAGACAGGGAGACGGAGAGAUGGACAUGCUCUUGUCCCCUCUCUUCUGCGGCCCAUCCCCUGCCUGCCAUGCAGAGGGAGAUACCACACCCGCACAGCUCCCUGGGGGCCAAGACCCGUGAAGGUGAGGCCAGUGAGACCGGGUCCAUGCACCCUCCAACACCAGCCAGGGCACCAUGCCAUCUGCCUCCCAUGACCCCCAACAGCAGCCUGGGAGAAGGUUUGGCACCAGCCAGCAGGGACCCGGAAAGGGCUCCGGGCCCUGCUCUCCCCAGAUGCGCCUGCUGCCAGGCCAACUCCCCAGCCAGCCGGGGCCCCACCUGGGCUGGGCCCAGGCGGGAUCCCCAGCGCUGGAGCCAGCAGGAUGGCUCGUGGUGGGGGGCAGGCGGGGAGCAGGGCCCACCAACCCUGCGCCGCCCCUCGCCAGCCCCACUGCCAGCCUUGCGCUGCUGUGCCUGGCCCUGCCCUGCGGGGCUGAGCCUCAGCAGCUUUUCUAGUCCCCCUGCUGCUGAGGCUGGCCUAGCGCUGCUGAGGCUGUCCCCCCUCAUCUCCCCAUCCCUUCCCGACCAGCCCUGCCCCACGGUGCUGCCAGCUGGAGGUGUGGCAUUGGGGCACCUGGGUUUUUUUUUUACAAGAUUCUAUUUUUUUUAAAUUUAUUGUACGGUUACUUUUCGGGAUUAAUUUUAAUAAAUUAAUGCUGGUACCAUUA